CUGUCAAAUGUCAACAUGGCUGGACCUCCGAGAACAUCUUCUCUCCCAGAUCUUUCUCGUGACUUUACAAAGCCAGCAUUGACUAACAUCUACGAAAGAGAAUUUGUACAGAAAUCAGUAUUUUUUAAACAACGACCAUAUAGCUCACAGGUUCCAUUUUCUUAUAAGUGUGUAUCGAAAUGGGAGAGACGGACUGUUGAAGAUGUUUUUAAAAUAUAUUACAAUGACAAUUUUUGUGGGAGCCCUUCGGAUAUAAUGAGCAGAAUUGGAUUUGUUGGUAACCUAUCAAAAGAGCAGAAAGAAUACAUUGAAACUAUAAAAAAAUAUCUUCACAUUGAUGUUGGAGAUGGGGAACUGUCGGAGGUGUAUAUUGCAAAUGUACCUCGGGACAGGCUAAUUGUUGACUCAAAAUUGAAAGAAAUUUUGGAAAAUCUGGAUAAUGAAAAGGAAGAAUACACAUCCGUGGACAGUGGUAGUGUCUAUAAUUAUGUUUGCCUUGGUUUUUGGUUAACUGCCUACAGUGCUUACAGUGCUUUGACUUAUAUUUUCAGACACAUCCGUGGUAGAGUCUAUAAAUUCAUUUGCUCUAUCACUGACCUUCUGGAUGCUUUACAAGUUUGUAGAAAUAUUUCGGAUGCUUAUGAUGGAGGACAUUAUACAACACUGUUUCGUACAUUUGCAGAUUUGUGUUGUUUAAAUGCCAAAUUAGGCUUUUCCAAAUCAGAUCAGUCAACAUGGAAAAAUUUAGGAGAUCUAGAUAAUGUUAUUUCCCAACCAAAUAUUCGUUUAUUUAAACAUGGAGUAUUUACAAAAUCUUCAAUAGAUCGUAACAGAGUUGUGUCCGUUGUACAGGUAAAGAAAAGAAGACAUCAAAUAGAUUUGGAUUCAUCUGAUUCUGAUGGAGAAGCAUGCACAAGCACUAGUUCAUUUUCUUCAAUGAGGUCAUCAAACAGUUCAGAUUCUAGUGAAGAUGCACCCAAAAUAGAACUGUUACUGAAUAAUGCAGUUUUAGGACAACAUGCAGGAGAACUCUUGUUAGAUCUCAACAAAUUUGUAACAAAGGACUGUGAUACAGAUAAAUAUAAAAUGUCAGGGAUGAUUGUUAAUGGCACUAUGGUUUUUGUUACUGUACUGGAAAUGUCAAGACAACAUUAUAUAAAAUUAGCAGCAAAUAAGGAACUGGAAGAUGGAGAUAAAGCUAUUAUAUACUAUUCUCGUCCAUUUAAUAUUCUCAAUGAAAGUGAUAGAAAUGUGUUAAUUGAAAGCUUCGUAAGACUAAACAAUAUGCAACGAUAGAAAUGUAUUAAUUGAAAGCUUUGUAAGACUAAACAAUAUGCAAUGAACAGAUUUUGGCAAGGCUCCAGUUAUGAGUUCAGCAUAAGCAAGAUAAAUAUAUGGUUCUUCUGAUGUUGUAAUCAUGGUAAUAGUACAUGUAUUUUUUAUGAACCAAUCAAACCAUGGUGUAUUAUGGUAUACAGUUAGGAAUGUUUACAAAAUAUUUACAGAAUGAUAUGUACUAAAAGAAUUAUUUCAAAUUUUUUACCGAAGCUAAAGAGCUUUAAUCAAUAAAAUUUCUACAAGUACAACCAAACUCAUCAUAGCUCAAGUUUGUUGAUAUAGGCUAUAGUGUUGCGGAUAGUUAAUAUUGUUAGAGGAAGCCAGGGUACCCGGGGAGAACAACAGACACUAGGCAAGAAACUUGUAAUUCCUGAGUUGAUAGGCUAGAGCUACUUGGACCCCUAUACAUCGAAGACCCCACAAAAAAAGAGAGAACUUAGAGAGUGAAUCAGACCUAAAAAUUUCAUUAUUGUAAUAAGCUGAUAAAUAAGUUAUAAAUACUGUUAUAUAUUAAUAGCUGCAUUAAAGAAAAUUGACCUGAUGCAUCUGAACAUUUCAAUACAUUUGUUUACCUUUUUCAGGUUGAAAAGUCUAUGUCUGUAGAAAUGUGGUGUGAGUGCCAAUGAGACAACUCUCCAUCCAAAUAACAAUUUAAAAAAAAAAGUAAACCAUAAUAGAUCAAUGUACGGCCUUCAACACGGAGCCUUGCAAUUGGCUCUCACAGAACAUGUUACUGUUUCAAAACUAUUUUAAUGUCAUUAUAAGAA
Messenger RNA from Mytilus trossulus (common blue mussel), 2105 nucleotides. RefSeq lists its product as uncharacterized. The coding region runs from base 16 to 1296 and encodes 426 amino acids. NCBI's taxonomy places the organism in Eukaryota, Metazoa, Mollusca, Bivalvia, Mytilida, Mytilidae. The transcript has 5 exons. The record is from RefSeq and is a predicted model, not a curated record.